Molecule: messenger RNA, 627 nt
Organism: Ornithodoros turicata
Lineage: Eukaryota; Metazoa; Arthropoda; Arachnida; Ixodida; Argasidae
Product: zinc finger protein 233-like
Exons: 3
Coding region: 1-627 (208 amino acids)
Biological process (GO): regulation of transcription by RNA polymerase II
Molecular function (GO): RNA polymerase II cis-regulatory region sequence-specific DNA binding; DNA-binding transcription factor activity, RNA polymerase II-specific
Source: RefSeq, a predicted model, not a curated record
AUGCGGUUGGACUGGUUCGCCCGAUUUUUGAAAUUUCAGCAGCAAGAGAAAGCACCGUUCAAGAUCAGCAAAGCAACGGUUGAAGCGACGAAACGAUUAAACAACACUGCAGUAGUCACUAUGGAAGAUCCACCCACGGAACGACCUCCAGAAAAGAAGUUCAACCGGAAUGCGCAUCUACGGCUGCACAAGCGGACACACAAUGGGGAGAAGCCAUACAAGUGUGACGUCUGCCCUGCAAAGUUCCGCCGGAGCAGUGACAUGCAGCGCCGUAAGAGGACACGCACCGGUGAGAAGCCAUACAAGUGCGAUGUCUGUCGUGCAAAGUUCAGCCGGAGCGGGCACCUACGGGACCACAAGAGGACACACACUGGCGAGAAGCCAUACAAGUGUGACCUCUGUCCUGCAGAGUUCAUCCAGAGUACGCACCUGCAGCAUCACAAGAAGAAACACAUGGGCGAGAAGCCAUGCAAGUGCGAUGUCUGCCCUGCAGAGUUCAUCCAGAGAAGUAACCUGCAGUGUCAUAAGAGGACACACACUGGUGAGAAGCCAUACAAGUGUGGUGUCUGCCCUGCGGAGUUCAGCCGGAGCGGGCACCUACGGGACCACAAGCGGACACACACUUGA